Jaculus jaculus (lesser Egyptian jerboa) is the source of this 1529-nucleotide messenger RNA. RefSeq names its product protein GUCD1-like. The transcript has a single exon. Bases 96 to 815 code for a protein of 239 amino acids. The record is from RefSeq and is a predicted model, not a curated record. NCBI's taxonomy places the organism in Eukaryota, Metazoa, Chordata, Mammalia, Rodentia, Dipodidae.
ACUCUGCACGUACUGGCCACGCUCCCGGCCCAGCAGAAGUCAAAGCUGCAGCCAGCUCCGGGCUGGGGCCAUGGGCGUCCUGCGCCGCCUGGGGAAUGAGGACGGAGGCAGAGGCAGCGGGGCAGCCUCUCGAGCCCGGGGACUUCGUGCAGCUGCCUGUCCCCGUCAUCCAGCAGCUCUACCACUGGGACUGUGGCCUGGCCUGCUCCAGGAUGGUGCUGCGGUACCUGGGCCAGCUGGACGAUGGAGAGUUUGAGAAUGCCCUGCAGGAUCUGCAGUUGACCAAGAGCAUCUGGACCAUCGACCUGGCCUACCUGAUGUGCCACUUUGGUGUGAGACACCGCUUCUGUACCCAGACCCUGGGUGUCGACAAGGGUUACAAGAACCAGUCCUUCUACAGGAAGCACUUCGACACUGAGGAGACCCGGGUGAACCAGCUGUUCGCGCAGGCCGAGACCUACAGCGUGCUGGUGGAGAAAUGCGCAGUUAGCGUGCAGGACAUUCAGGCGCACCUGGCGCAGGGCCACGUGGCCAUUGUGCUGGUGAACUCGGGGGUGCUGCACUGUGACCUGUGCCCCAGGCCCGUCAAGUACUGCUGCCUCACCCCCAGUGGCCACCGCUGCUUCUGCCGUACCCCCGACUACCAGGGCCACUUCAUCGUCCUGCGUGGUUACAACAGGGCCACCGGCUGCAUCUUCUACAACAACCCAGCCUACGCUGACCGAAUGUGCAGCACCAGCAUCAGUAACUUUGAGGAGCCCAGGACCAGCUACGGGACAGAUGAGGACAUCCUCUUCGUCUACCUGGACAGCUGACAGCCAGAGCCUAGGGUGUCUGGCCCUCAGGCCCCAGCCACUCAGGAUGCCCGGGCGCAAGGCAUGCAGAACUUUCGCCUCAGUCCAUUUGGCUAGCCCCAAGGAAGCCUAGGAAGCCUGCUUUGUCCACCAGUGUUGUGUGUCAAUCAUGCCGUUCACUCACAUCACACACAUGCUAGUUGCUGGGGCCACCACCUGAGCCUCUAGGGGGAUCCUCUCUCAAGACUCGAGUCCAACCCUGUCUGUGCCCAGAAGUGCUGCCUUCCAGCAAGACCCGAGGCAAGGGGAGGGGCUGGAGCCAGCCUCCCCACAGGCCUUGGAGCUGAGUCCUGGAGAGAAGUCGCUUGACCUGAUGCUGCUCAUCAAGACAGUAGUCCAAAACAGGCCCCUGGUGCUGGGCCACUCCACGCCUUGAUCUCUUGCAGUGUCACUGAGAAGACCCCACCACCACCACCACCGUCCCAUUGCAGAUGGCACCACUGUGCCCUCCUGCCUCCAGUGACUGGACGUUUCUGUGACUGGGUGUGAAGCCCUGUCACCACACAGCACAGGCACUCUGCCCUGAAGCUCCCUGGUCCCUGGGGCUCUAGGGUCAUCUCAGUCUUCCAGGUAUUCCAGCUCUGAGGAGGGCCUUUGGUAGUUGGCUGGUCCUCAGUUCAGACGGGCCCAGCAGAGAGAAUGCUUCCAGAAUAAAGAGCUGCCGAGGCCUCCCGA